This is a messenger RNA of Pseudocercospora fijiensis CIRAD86, 1455 nucleotides long. RefSeq lists its product as uncharacterized. NCBI's taxonomy places the organism in Eukaryota, Fungi, Ascomycota, Dothideomycetes, Mycosphaerellales, Mycosphaerellaceae. The record is from RefSeq and is a predicted model, not a curated record. The transcript has 7 exons. The coding region runs from base 712 to 1455 and encodes 247 amino acids.
GGAUGCCUGACUCUUCCGCGAGUCCAAAUGAGUUUGAAAUGACCUGUGCCAUCAAUUAUGCGCUCGUAGACAUUAGGUGGUAGGUAUCGUAUCGUAUCGCAUCGCAUCGUAUCGUAUCGUUCCCCAUGCCGUCAUUCCUCAUGAGCAUGUGCUAGCUCUUUACAUCCAGACAAAGAAUCCUACAUUGACCACCGCGAGGCUGAUCAAGGGUAUGACAAUUCGCAUGUUCAGACUGCUAGCCUCUCCGAUGUACCCAUCGCUAGAUCCUCCAGGGCCAAUGUAUCCUCCGCUGUUCCCUAGUGUCGUUUGUAGGCUGUUUCCAUUGUAUACUGUCGUUGUGUAACUUGCUCCUGCCGCAGCUGAUCCAUAGACUACGCAAGCUCCUACAAAAUCCCGACAUGCGCUUGCUGCAUCGGCUGUGGUAUCUGCCGCGCCUAUUGAGACGGUUGUGGUGGGGGUGACUGUCGUUCUGGAAGUCUCGCUGUUUCCAGCGUAGACCGUGGUGGUAUAUGGCGCUGCCCCUUCGGCGCCGUAGACAACGCAUGCGCCGACAAAAUCAUUGCAUGCACCACUUUCCGUCGCAGUGACUGUCGUAGUCGCAGUUACCAGUGUCGUGGAGGUCUGGCAGGUUGCUAUCGUGGGUAGGAGCAAAGUCGCGAGAAUCCUGAUCAAUGCCAUUGUGGUAGGGUCGAUCGCUAUCGUGGCUCAGGAAUGAACGAAUGGGUCAGUCUUCGAAGCUCAUCUGCCGGCCCGCCGCAGCUGAGCUGGUUGUUUGCCAGCUUUCUUCAUCCAGAGUCGCUCCUUCGACUUGGCCUCUCCACAACCCGAUCUUUACAGUACCUUGACGUCAGCAACGAAGAGGCUUGCAAGGUCACCUACGGCCUUGAACGUUCUUAUGGAAGACUUGAAGUUCACAAUAGAUCCAAGCGGGAACGCACGCAAUGGGAAAACAAGAGUAUCUCAAUCGAGCAUGGGCGUAAAUUCAUUCACCUCAAGCCCAUGCCAAGAGACCGCAUGUGCGUCAUGCUUACGGUAAUGGUCCGAUUAGUCAUAUACUUCAGGAGACUCAGGUCUCCAUGGGAAGUGCAUAGAACGUCUGAGAGCAACCCAGCACUGGCGAGCAGUGGCGAUAUCAUCUGCAAAUUGGCUGCGUGGAGAGCAGCCACCAAUAGCUCGUACGCCGAGAACCUCUGUAACGAUGUUCCUCCAACACGUGCUAUCAGAAACAUCGUUGUCCUGUUCCCUCAAGCUACGGUCGACAACACUCUUCGGAAGAUUUGGAACGGGACUGAAUAUCCUGGAGGAGCACUUGCUUGCUUUGAUUGCGUUGGCUGGGUUGGGGAGAACGCAGAUCAAAAAGGCGGAGUGCAAAUGGCCGCCAUUGUCAACAUGAAUAUGACCAAGAGUUGCGUAAUACGUAAUACCCAGACACUCCGCCUGUGCCCCUAUCCCUAA